Molecule: messenger RNA, 615 nt
Organism: Vigna radiata var. radiata (mung bean)
Lineage: Eukaryota; Viridiplantae; Streptophyta; Magnoliopsida; Fabales; Fabaceae
Exons: 3
Coding region: 1-615 (204 amino acids)
Source: RefSeq, a predicted model, not a curated record
AUGAAGGGGGACCCUCCACCUAUUUAUAGCCACGAAAGGCGGUUUCAGGAACGCAUCGUGACCGCUCUUUUUGGCGAGAUCCAACGGCGAGGAAGAAACGACGCUUCAAGUACAACCUUGAAAAAAGUGCAAACCAAUCCUGACCCUCCUUGCAAGUGUGAUCGUGGGGCUGGGAGAUUGCGACCUUUCAACUCCAGAUAUCACUAUCAUUCGAUGUCAAGGAAGAAAUUUGUGGUGAAAGUUGGGAGAGCGUCGAAGUCUAAUGCCUUGGAGAAGUUUAGACCUUAUCUUAUUGGGUCUAAGGUGAUUAUCUACACUGAUCAUGCAACUAUAAAGCAUUUGUUAACAAAGCCAAACUCAAAGCCACGGUUGAUUAGAUGGGUUCUCUUGCUAAGGGAGUUUGAUGUGGAUAUUCAUGACAAAAAGGGGAGUGAAAACUUGAUUGCCGAUCACUUAUCCCGGUUAGUCAAUGAUGAAGUCAUAAGUAAGGAAAAGGAAAUUUGGGAGUCCUUUUCAGACGAGACACUCUUGUAUAUUCAACAGAGGCCAUGGUUUACUGAUAUGGCUAAUUUUAAAGCUGCAAGAGUAAUUCCAAAAGAGUUGAAUUGGAAAUAA